Molecule: messenger RNA, 2280 nt
Organism: Conger conger (European conger)
Lineage: Eukaryota; Metazoa; Chordata; Actinopteri; Anguilliformes; Congridae
Gene: aldocb
Product: aldolase C, fructose-bisphosphate, b
Exons: 9
Coding region: 177-1268 (363 amino acids)
Biological process (GO): fructose 1,6-bisphosphate metabolic process; glycolytic process
Cellular component (GO): cytosol
Molecular function (GO): fructose-bisphosphate aldolase activity
Source: RefSeq, a predicted model, not a curated record
CUUGGAUGGGAAGGUUUUGUAACGAGUCACGUAGCUCUGCAGCAUUGAAGCAGCGGUCUUUCCUGUGAGCAUCCUGUGCUUACAUCUCAUUCUGCAACGUUCAAGCCAAACCGACUCAAGCCAAACCGACUCAAGCACCUAAACUCGCAUCUCAGGUUGUGUGAAGACCAGUGAAGAUGACGCACCAGUACCCAGCCCUCACUCCCGAUCAGAAGAAGGAGCUCCAGGACAUUGCGGAACGCAUCGUCGCUCCCGGAAAGGGCAUCCUGGCCGCCGAUGAGUCUGUUGGCAGCAUGGCGAAGCGCCUGAACCAGAUCGGCGUGGAGAACACGGAGGAGAACCGCCGGCUGUACCGCCAGCUCCUCUUCAGCGCGGACGAGCGCAUCGACAGCUGCAUCGGCGGGGUCAUCUUCUUCCACGAGACCAUGUACCAGAGCGCAGAUGAUGGCACCUCUUUCGUCAAGAUGAUCAGGGACCGGGGCAUGGUCGUGGGAAUCAAGGUGGACAAAGGUGUCGUCCCAUUGGCUGGAACAGAUGGAGAGACCACUACCCAGGGGCUGGACGGUCUGUCCGAGCGCUGUGCCCAGUACAAGAAGGACGGCGCCGACUUCGCUAAGUGGCGCUGCGUGCUGAAGAUCAGCGAGAACACGCCCUCCGAGCUGGCCAUCAUGGAGAACGCCAACGUCCUCGCCCGCUAUGCCAGCAUCUGCCAGCAGAACGGAAUCGUGCCCAUCGUGGAGCCAGAGAUCCUGCCUGACGGAGAUCACGACCUGAAGCGCUGCCAGUACGUCACAGAGAAGGUCCUAGCUGCUGUGUACAAGGCCCUGUCUGACCACCACAUCUACCUUGAGGGCACCCUUCUGAAGCCCAACAUGGUGACCCCUGGCCAUGCCUGCCCCAACAAGUUUGGCUCUGAGGAGAUUGCCAUGGCAACGGUUACUGCCCUGCGUCGCACAGUGCCCCCUGCUGUCACAGGAGUGACCUUCCUGUCCGGAGGCCAGAGCGAGGAGGAGGCGUCCGUUAACCUGAACGCCAUCAACACCUGCCCACUGGGCAAGCCCUGGGCCCUGACCUUCUCCUACGGCCGGGCCCUGCAGGCCUCCGCCCUCAACGCCUGGCGCGGGCAGAAGGAGAACGAGAGCGCUGCCACCGAGGAGUUCAUCAAGCGCGCCGAGGUGAACGGUUUAGCAGCACUGGGCAAGUACGUGUCCAGUGGCAGCUGUGGAGCGGCUGGACAGUCUCUCUACGUGGCCAAUCACGCCUACUGAGCCCCCAGUGUUACCCACAAUCCCACCUUCUGCCGACCAGUAGUCUCAUCCACUGGUGCAACCUUCCAUAUCACCAACCAGUCACAGGCCUGCGCUGUCUUCUGUACUUUAGGAUUAUUAUGAUGUACUUAAAUAUAUGUAUUUAAAUAAUAAAUAUAUUACGCUAUAACAAGAUGUUGGUGAUGGCAUCCAGAACAGAGGAAAGAUUGUAUAGGAAACAAAUUUAUGAAUUACAGACUUUUUUUUUCUUCUUGAAAAUAAUUUUAGCUAUUGAAAGACAGUUUUCUCUUAGUUUUAUUUUAAUCUCUUAGCGGUGAUCCUCAGGAAUGGUAUUAUUGCCCAGAGUGUGUAGCUUAUAUGGAGUAUUAUGGGUAAUGAGAUCUUGAUCAGAUAUGAAGCAGAUGUAUAUCCAGUCAAUGUCCAUUUUAUCUAAUGUCUUUACAUUGGCAAACCCAUGACACUGUAUUUGACGGCUGUUUGAGAUUACUUUAUUGCAAGUACAGUAAAUUCACAAGCAGAAUUUAUAGCCUAUACGUGAGGAGGCAGACGCAUAUAACAGUACAGUACGCAGGUGUCUGUAAUCGGACAGCCUUGUUAAACAUUCGGGAACGGUUGACCAUCCAUCGAAAGGAUUGAGCACUAACAACCAUAAGGUAGUGUUUUUUGUCUCACCCAUCUUAUGAUCUAUUUUGAGAAUGUAUGUCUAAAGGAUAUAAUUAUAUUAAAUUAACAUUAAUUUAAAGAAACAAAAAAAAACAACAAAGUAAAGUUGAAAUAACUGUCGUGUGAAGGUGCAGAUUUGUGUGAAGCCUAUGUAUCCUCCCACCCCCGCUCCUGCUGCUGUAGCUCGGAAGUACAGAGAUGGUGAACUGGGUUCCCUGAAGUCGGCAGACCUCUACCGGAAGGCUGGGUUUACAGCAGAGCGGUCACUGUAAUGUUGUGAUGUUAGUGUUGUUCUCUAUGCACCAGAUGUACCAAAUAGUGAAACAAAAAUAAAGAAAUGUAGAAAAUA